This is a messenger RNA of Synchytrium microbalum, 3318 nucleotides long. RefSeq lists its product as uncharacterized. Bases 1 to 3318 code for a protein of 1105 amino acids. NCBI's taxonomy places the organism in Eukaryota, Fungi, Chytridiomycota, Chytridiomycetes, Synchytriales, Synchytriaceae. The record is from RefSeq and is a predicted model, not a curated record. Gene Ontology annotation, cellular component: cytoplasm. Gene Ontology annotation, biological process: intracellular signal transduction; protein phosphorylation. Gene Ontology annotation, molecular function: protein serine/threonine kinase activity; ATP binding. The transcript has 4 exons.
AUGCCAGCACCGAAAAGGCCAGCUAAUGCUAGGGGCGAUAUCUUGGCCCAGUCUUUAGAUUCCUUCCAAAGUCAUGAUCCCAUAUACAUCGACCUGUUAACCCACCGGAAAAACAGUACAAGUAUUUCUCAACAUUCGUCUAUUUCUCAAAAUUCGCGACCUACAUCGGGUAGUGGUACUCCACGCCACGCCAAAAUCCAUAUGGUUUUAGAUGGUGUUUUUGAUAAAUUACUGGGCACAUUCCGACGACCUUCGGCCAAUGUUGCACCAGCCGCAGCAACCAACGACGUGACUUCGACUGACUCCUCAAAGCAAUUGUUUCAUUCUCAACCGUCGUUACUGCACUCGGCCUCAAAACCACCCCUAUCCGAUGUGUCACGGUCGAACUCCAAUGUAUCCUCAAAGGAAGGCAAAUUUUGGAGGAGAAAGACCAAAAAUACCGAUAAAUCCUGUACAAACAACUCCUCCUACACAUCUGCAGCUACAAUUGUGUCAAAUAUACCAGCAACAGCACGAGAUAUACCGGACGACACAGUCAGAAUACCUUCAUACAGCACACGGCAUUCAACAAACAGCAUCGAAACCAGCAUACAAUCAUUUGCUGCUUCGUACAAGUCUGGAACCAGUAUAAUGAAACCUGGUCAAAUAUCUAUACCGUCACGACGAAGCUCUGCUAAUGGCGGUGUACGAUUCGGAGGAACGGAAGAACAAAGCGAAUAUGCUUCACAAAGUACGAUUAAAACUGGAUCUUCUGUAACUCUACAUCAACCAUCACGCCAAUCAUUUGCAUUAGGAGACUUUGACAAACAACACGACAUGUCAAGCUCAAAGUCGUCAUUGGCAAUUCUAGACCCGAUAUAUUCACCAGCAGAUUUAGUACCGAUUGCCAUACAGCCACGAUCGGAUUCUGCUGAUUCCAAGAAAUCACGGAAACGAUCAGUACCCAACAUCAACACUAGGCCACAACAAAACCCAUAUGGUAGCAGCACAUCAUUGAAAUGCUCCCGUGGGCUAGCUAUCUCACAUUCAACAGGAGAAAUCGCCAGUACAUCACCGUCGCAAACAUCACCCGAUACCAGCUUCUCGCCUCAAUCAUCCCAGUCGUCACUCCGUCUGGGCAAGCUUUUAGGAUCAAUGACAUCUCGCGCACACAAUAUCUCGAAUUCGGCAUUAAGCAUUGGAUUACGCAAUGACAUGCCAGAUCCAUACCUGAGGUUGUCUGUUGGUGAUUCCUUCAACAGUGUCGGCCAACUAUCACUUCACCGUCCUGGAUCCAUACGCCCAAUACGGGUGCGAGACUCGAUUGAUCAGAUUUACCCACCUGUGAUACCACAGCAGCAGGUGCAACAAGCUGGAACAAGACGGCAUUCAUCGUCUGAUGACGUGUUUGCUGCACCUACACAUCCUAAAUGGCCACGACCACAAUCAGCUCACCAGAAUCUACCAACAGCACGCAGAAACCCAUCUGUCGAUAUGGGUCUCCCUAAAGCUGGAAUGUCACUCGCAGCAUCACGAUCACGAUCAGUAGGAUCAAGUCUAAACAACCUCCCAGACAAUGUCUCAUCAUCCCGACGAAGUCUCAGCCGAUCCCACCAAGUAGUCGAAACCACCACCAUCUACCACCGCAACGAAUCACCAGUAUCCCUCCUAUCACCAUCAGGUGAAUCCGAAACAACACAGGGAAAAGUAAACCAGUAUUACAUGGUCCGUGAUAUCGGGUCUGGUGCUUAUGGACGUGUAGUGCUAUGCAGACAUGAAGAAACUGGUGUUUACUACGCCUGCAAAAUCAUUUCGAAAUCUCGAUUAAAGAAAAAGUUUCGAUGGGCUAAUGCUGGUGGUCCACCGCGAAGACGUCACUCUGGUGAAAUUGGAAAUUCGACUCCAUCGCCUGACUCGCCUACUUCGACUAACUCGACUGUGGAGCCGGCUGAUCAUUUGACAGCCAUUAAACGAGAGAUUGCGAUUCUCAAGAAGCUCUCCAAGCAUCCUAAUAUUAAUGCGCUAAUUGAAGUCUUGGACGAUGCCAGUGAAGACAAUCUGUAUAUGAUUUUCGAAUUGUGCGAGUACGGACCAGUAAUGAAAAUCGUACCCGGAGAACUUGUUAGACCAUUCAGUGAAGAUAUGGCUCGCAAGUACUUUAGAGAUGUGGUGAUGGGAUUGGAAUAUCUACACUUCCAACGUAUCAUUCAUCGUGAUAUCAAACCAGAAAACUUGCUCUUGACUGCCGACCACACUGUACAAAUUGCCGACUUUGGUAUCUCGCACAUGUUUCAAGAAGGUGAAGAUGAUCCAUUAUUGGAUGAUAAAAACACUUCGCCACUCUUCAGUCCACCGGAGGCUUGUGCGACUGAAACCAAACACAUGAAAGGCAAAGCUGUCGACGUCUGGGCAUUAGGAGUAACCCUAUACUGCUUUGUCCACGGAUGUUGUCCAUUCGAGGAUCCCAGUAUUAUCACCCUAUGUCGCAAAAUCACUGCCGAGGAUCCACUCAUCUCUCCCAACUUGAGCCCAUACUUGCAAGACCUGCUCGAACGCAUGUUGAACAAGGAUCCCGAAAACCGUAUCUCGCUCCAGGAAAUCAAGGUCCACCCAUGGGUGACUCUAAAUGGCGCCUACCCAAUGAUGCCAACUGAAGAAAACUGUGUGUUGGCUGAAGUCACUGAAGAAGAAGUCGAAGAAGCCUUCCGACCAGCUGCAGCCAUGAUGUUUGUCACCAAGCUGAUGAGUGUGUUACGAGGUCGACGAUCCAAACCACGUAAUUCGGAACGACCUGAAAAGCUAGCUGCUAGAAAUGCUAAAGGGCAUGGUGGUGGAAGUCGAGCACGAUCUGCCGAUAUAUUGAAUCGCCCUGAUUCUGAAAGCACUACAUCCCAUAGCAGUCAAAGCUCUGUCAACACUCCAUCUAGUGCAGACAUGAGUCGCUCAACUAGCGCCAUUAUGAGUCGAUGGGCUCUUGGGUCUUCCCUGUCAAUGUCAAGAACCGGCACUCCGUCAGGAACAACAGAAAAUUUGCGUGAACUACCAUUCCCACCACAUCCACUACUUGGUGCCGUCCAUGGUAAACGAUCUAGGUCAUUCGAUCAAGCUAUGUUGGCCGUCACUACACCAUCGUUCAUGUCAAACUUCUCCACCAGCAACAGCAAUGGCAGCAAAUCGUCUAAUCCAGUCGAACCACAACGCCCACGAUCAGGAUCUGUAGAUUCAGCUGCUGAUACGCAGAAACUCAACGGUGUGGCAGCCCGUACACGAACAAACUCUAGUCUUCUACAACAAACCAAAAGCACCACCAGCAUGCAUGUAAUUGCCGAAGAACAUUGA